AUGGACAAUUUCCAAAAAGAAAAAGAACAUCCCUUCCACAUCCCUCACAUGCGCAACCACGGCUCCUCGUCCUCGGAACCGGCCUCCGACGAGGUCACAUUUGCCCACCGUGAACACGACCAAGAGCAAAAUGUUCGGAGCAUGGACCCAAACCCAAGCGCGCCCUAUCCGUAUCAUCAGGAGCACGGCCCGCCCAUCGACAACGCGCUCAAAUACGACGAGGCCGAGGAAGACUACCAGCACCAUAAGCACCUGCUGUGGAGUCGCAUCAGACAUCAUCUGAGGGACCCCUUCGCCGAGUUUAUGGGCACCUUCAUCAUGAUUCUGUUCGGGGACGGAAGCGUGGCGCAGGUCACAUUGAGUGCGAACCCAAAGUUGCCCCAGAGCAGUCAGAACAAGGGCGAGUAUCAAUCCAUAUCCUGGGGAUGGGGUAUCGGUGUCAUGCUGGGCGUCUACGUCGCAGGCUGUGCCGGAGGCCAUUUAAACCCGGCUAUAACGUUUGUGAACUGCUUGUAUCGCAAGUUUCCCUGGUACAAAUUUCCGAUCUAUGCAUGUGCGCAGGUCAUGGGCUGCUUUUGCGGCGCGGCCGUAAUCUACGGCAACUACAAAUCCGCGAUCGAUGCGUACGAGGGUGGCGCUUCGAUCCGCACCGUCCCAGGUUUCUCGGAACAUGCCACCGCGGGCGUCUUCUGCACUUACCCACAGCCGUUCUUGACAAAGACAGGCCAGGUGUUCUCUGAAAUCAUCUCGAGCUCGGUCCUGGUAUUUGUCAUCUUUGCCUUGAAGGAUGAUGCGAAUUUGGGAGCUGGCAUUAUGGUUCCCGUGGGGUUGUUCUUCUUGAUCUUUGGUAUUGGAGCGACUUUGGGUUGGGAGACCGGCUAUGCUAUUAAUCUGGCUCGAGACUUUGGGCCCAGGUUGUUCACCUAUUUUGUGGGCUAUGGACAUGAGGUGUGGAGUGCUGGAGGGUACUAUUUCUGGGUUCCGAUGAUCUGCCCCUUCAUUGGAUGCACCUUCGGCGGCUUCUUGUACGACACGCUGAUUUACACGGGCGAGUCGCCCAUGAAUACUCCUUGGAUGGGUAUCAAGCGUCUUGUCCAUCCAACGCGCAAGGGGAUAAAGGAAGCGAUUACCGGCAAGCCUGCGAAGGAGGUUUGA
Messenger RNA from Fonsecaea multimorphosa CBS 102226, 1155 nucleotides. RefSeq lists its product as uncharacterized. NCBI's taxonomy places the organism in Eukaryota, Fungi, Ascomycota, Eurotiomycetes, Chaetothyriales, Herpotrichiellaceae. The record is from RefSeq and is a predicted model, not a curated record. Gene Ontology annotation, cellular component: plasma membrane. The transcript has 3 exons. Bases 1 to 1155 code for a protein of 384 amino acids. Gene Ontology annotation, biological process: glycerol transmembrane transport; water transport. Gene Ontology annotation, molecular function: water channel activity; glycerol channel activity.